This is a messenger RNA of Elgaria multicarinata webbii, 1110 nucleotides long. RefSeq names its product L-serine dehydratase/L-threonine deaminase-like. The transcript is spliced from 7 exons. Gene Ontology annotation, molecular function: threonine deaminase activity; L-serine ammonia-lyase activity; pyridoxal phosphate binding. Gene Ontology annotation, biological process: L-serine catabolic process; L-threonine catabolic process. Lineage: Eukaryota; Metazoa; Chordata; Lepidosauria; Squamata; Anguidae. Bases 1 to 1110 code for a protein of 369 amino acids. The record is from RefSeq and is a predicted model, not a curated record.
AUGGCCCCUUCCAAGACCCUCCAUGUGAAGACUCCGCUACGGGAGAGCAUCCCACUUGCCAAGUCAGCUGGCACCAAAGUCUACCUGAAGCUCGACAGUGCGCAACCCACCGGCUCCUUUAAGAUACGGGGCAUUGGGCACUUCUGUAAAACGUGGGCUGAGCGUGGCUGCAAGCAUUUCGUUGGCUCUUCAGGGGGAAAUGCUGGUCUGGCAGCUGCCUACUCUGCCAGGAAGUUAGGAAUCCCAGCUACCAUUUACGUACCCACAUCUACACCAGCUUUCACCGUACAGCGCCUGAAAGAUGAGGGCAGCGCCGUAUGCAUUGAGGGAGAGAUGCUGGCUGAGAGCACAAAAGCAGCCCAGGAGUUGGUAAAGAACAACCCUGAAUGGGUCUAUGUGCCACCCUUUGAUGACCCUCUCAUCUGGGAAGGACACAUGUCCCUGGUCAGAGAGAUCAAGGAACAGAUGGAGUCUAAACCUGGAGUGCUGGCACUCUCGGUAGGAGGAGGAGGCAUGCUGUGCGGGGUGAUCCGGGGCCUCCGUGAGGUGGGCUGGGACGAUGUCCCCAUCAUUGCUAUAGAGACCAAGGGGUGCCACAGCCUGAAUGCUGCUUUGGUGGCCGGGAAGUUGGUGACGCUUCCAAAAACGACCAGCGUUGCUACAACCCUCGGGGCGGCCACGGUGGCAGCAGAGGCUCUGAAGCUCGCUCAAGAGCACCCCGUCUUUCCAGUGGUCGUCACCGAUCAAGAAGCAGUGGUGGCCAUUGAGAAGUUUGUGGAUGAUGAGAAGAUCCUGGUGGAGCCAGCGUGUGGGGCUGCCUUGACAGCGGUCUACAGUGGGGUGGUCAAACGGCUGCAGGCGGAAGGCAAACUGAGCCCUCGGCUGGACUCUCUGGUGGUUAUUGUGUGCGGGGGCAACAACAUCACUCUGGCAGAGCUACAGCACCUCAAAGAGCAGCUGGGGAUCCAGCAUGCCGAAGACCAAAGGGCGCGUGACUUGGAGGAGGAGAGCCAGCUUGCCGUGUCAAUGUGGGACGUCUCUUCGCAAAGCCACGGCGGCAUUUUAUCCCAGGCUUCGCUCCGAGCUUGUUGGAAACCCUGCUCUUAUUAA